Messenger RNA from Vitis vinifera (wine grape), 3890 nucleotides. RefSeq names its product gamma carbonic anhydrase 2, mitochondrial. NCBI's taxonomy places the organism in Eukaryota, Viridiplantae, Streptophyta, Magnoliopsida, Vitales, Vitaceae. The coding region runs from base 3195 to 3572 and encodes 125 amino acids. The transcript has 3 exons. The record is from RefSeq and is a predicted model, not a curated record.
AACAAUUUCCGAUUAUUAUUCCUUUUAUAUUUAAUUAGAAAAAAAAAACAAAAACAAAAACAAAACAAAACAAAACCUCUUUCCAUGGAUUUUUAUAACAUGACGUCAUCUGGCCCAACGCGCCCAUUAUUUAAUACAAAAUGUCAUAUGAAGCAAGUGUUCCGAAAAGAAAAUAUGGUCAUAUGCCCUUUUGGCAAAACUUUAAAUGACGUGGCAAAAAGUUAUUGGGCAGCCCAGAAAUGGCAAGAUGAUUAACCGCAGAAAGCUGGUUUGGUUCCCUCUCUCCUCGAUUUGUUGUCUCUAUCAGUGAAUCGGAAACUUCUCCCCCGAAUGCUUCGCUCUCGCGCACACACCUGAAAAGCCCACCACCACAUCCGAAGGCUGAAACAGGAUGGGAAGUCUCGGAAGAGCAAUCUACACGGUCGGAGUAUGGUUCCGUGAGAGCGGCCAAGCCAUUGAUCGCCUCGGCUGCCGCCUUCAGGGCAAAUACUAUUUCCAAGAACAAGGCACAUUCCCAAUCUUCAUGUCUCCUUCCUUCACUUCAAAAUUUUAGAUUAGUGCAUUUCCAUGGAUUAGACAUUUGUCUUAUGUUCUUUUGGCUAUAUUAUUGUUUUUUCUGUGUUCUGUAUUUUUGCCGAGAAAGUGGCGGAGAUGUCACAAAAUUUUGAGGUCAGCCAAGUGGAGCUGAUUGUGAAUGAGAUAAAAGCGAAAGGGCCUCUCCCUCGAUCUGCGUGACGGAAUGCAUCCCUCUGGAUUGUUCUAGAAUUCCCCUGAUUUUCUUGGCCUUUAAGCUAUUUCAUAUAAUAAUUGAAAGACUGUUUAAUAAGCUUUAUUGAUUGGUUUGUCGUCAAGGGGUAUCGUUUUCUGUUAGUCCUUUUUUCUUUUUUUGUCUUGGUUGUGUUUUCCUGCAAUCGGUGUAUACUUCGUGUACACGGAACGCUCGUUUGAUGGGAUGGAUUCUUCUUGAUGAUGAUGAUGAUGAUGAUUAGCAUGAGUGCAUUGGUUGGAGUGAUCAUGAAGGGGACAGAUAGGGGUAUGUCGUGCAUCUAUGCGUGUGAAGUGUGAGCUUAUGAAUUUGUUUGACAAAGCUCCUGUGGUCGCUAAGGAUGCGUCUGUAUCUGUUGCUCCGACUGCAUCUGUCAUUGGGGAUGUUAAGGUGGGACAGCGGUCUUCCAUUUGGUAUGGAUGUGUUUUGAGAGGUACGCUGCUCUGCAGUUUGAACAUGAGGAUAUUUAUGUUGGCUAAUAGUUUUAAUAUUUGUCUCCAUAUAAUUGCAACAUUUUUUAUUUUUGAAUCUUCUAAUGCUUAGUAGCCUAGUAGUGUAAUUGUGAAAACAAAGUGUGGAGGCACAAAUUUUGUAAUGUCCUACAAAAUAAGCAAAAGAAUUAUACGAAAAAUAAUAUGAACAAAAAUUUUGUAUUAAAAUUAAUUGGUGGGUACAAUCUUUAUGAGAAUAUUUUUUUUAUAAAUAAUAUUUCCUCUUAUUUAAUCACUUUUAUCAUGAUUCGAAUGAUGAUAAUGAAAGCGUUUUAUCGGAUUUGAAUAUCAUUUUAGGGCUUCGAGUGUUUUUUUCUCAAAUGAACUUGUUGUAUGAGGAAAAAUAUGUGUAUAACACUUCUAUGAGGAAAAUUUUAUGAAGCAUUUCUUUAUAUGUGAAGUCUCUUUUCCCUUAAGAAAUCUUUUUAUUGAUUUUCUUUCGUUAAAAGAAGUCACACUUAUUUAUAAGUAAAGAUAAGAAUUGAAAUUUGAAUUCUCAAAAUUUGAUUGCAUAAUUCAAAGAAUUUGAUUCAUUCAUUUUAAUUGCCAAUUCUCUUUCCUCCCAAACAGUUUUGCAAACCUAAUUUUAUAAUCUUUCAAAUUUUGUCACGCGUUACUUUCUGAAUUACAUGCUCCAAUGAUUUGUCGAGCUCAAAUUUUAUUGAACUAUAAAAUUUGAACUACAUAUAGUUGCAAAUUUAUGGGAUGAAGGAGGGGGUGGAGGUGGUCAUUGAGGUAUUCAAUUUUGAAGACCCUUCCAAAAUUGAGAGAUAAAGGAGGUGAUCCAAUUUUUUAAGCUUAUUUAUUCUUUGAAAGAGUAAGAAGAAGAAAACACUUUACUUAAGAAAGAUGAUAUAUUUUAGUAUUAAGUUGUAGUAUAAAUCAUUUUUAAGUGUUGAAAGUAAUUUAGUAUUCCUAACUAAAAAGAUUUGGGUAUCUCAAGCUCCCCCUAAAAUGUGUUUUGUUUUUUUUUUUUUUUUUUGCAUGGGAAACUGUUUGGGGAAGGUCUUAAUUGUAGAUAUGUUAAUGAAGAAGGGAUGAUCCAAUGCAAUGAAUAAUCAAUUGAUCACAUCUUGAUUCAUUAUAAAAAGACACAAGCGUUACGGGUUUUUUUGUUGGAAGUCUUUGGCUUGAAACGGUUUUUUCCGAUUUCAAUAAGAAACUUCCUCCUUACAUGGAAAUUUAAGGGUCUUGAUAAAAAGAGAAAAAUCGUUUGGCGUGUGGCUCCAAUUUUCUUAUAAUAGUGUAUUUGAAAAGAGUGUAACCAAAAGACAUUCGAUGAUGAAGAACUCUCAUACUAAAGAUUGAAGGAGUGCUUCAAUAAUUCACUAUUAGAGUAGUCGCACGCUUCAUUGGAAAUUGUAUUAUAAUGUUUUGUGCAUACUGAUGAUAUACCUAGGGUGAGCCCCCCAAUUGUGGCUCUGGGCCAUAGAUGGUAAAUAGUAGCAUUGUGCCUGCAGGGGUAUUCUCACUGUGAAAUGCAGUAGCGAAGGUGCUGAGAUAUUAAUUAGCUGAGUUGCAUCAACUGCUGGUUGCAAUUUGUUUUUGUAAUCUUCACUUUCACUUUCUUUUGCUUAGGCUGGUGACAUUGGGGAAACUACACCAUUGUAUAUGGUUUUUGUCACACUUCAAAAAAUGGCUCCAUUUUGUUGUGGAAUUUGAGUUGCUUAUCAUACUCCUCAUGGGCGCUAUUAUCUUGAAACUCAGUAUUCAUAACUCAAAAAUCCAUCUGUUCUCAUUCUUGUCUGAAUGUGGCAGGUGAUGUGAACAGCAUCAGUAUCGGGUCUGGAACAAAUAUAGAAGACAACGCUCUUGUUCAUGUAGCAAGAUCGAGCUUAAGUGGGAAGGUUUUACCAACUACUAUUGGAGACACUGUUACUAUAGGUCACGGUGCUGUCUUACAUGGAUGUACUGUUGAGAAUGAGGCAUUUAUUGGUAUGGGUGCUACCCUCCUUGAUGGGGCUUUUGUUGAGAAACAUGCAAUGGUUGCUGCUGGAGUCCUUGUACUGCAGGAUACUAGGAUCCCCUGUGGAGAGGUAUGGGCAGGUAAUCCAGCAAGGUUCCUGAGGAAGCUCACUGAAGAGGAGAUUGCCUUCAUUUCUCAGUCAGCGAUAAAUUAUUCUAACUUAGCACAGGUCCAUGCCAAGGAAAAUGCAAACAGCUUUGAUGAAAUCGCGUAUGAGAAGGUGCUUCGGAAGAAGUUUGCAUACCCUGAGACAGAUUAUGCGGCAUUGGUGAGUGUCGACCGUGAAACACCUCCUGAGCUCAUCCUCCCUGAUAAUAUCCUACCAGAAAGGCUCCGAAAGGCCACUUAAAGUGAAAAUUUCUGAGGUAGCUCUCCUCUCUUGGGAUCUCAUGUCUAUGGAAAUUUGUUGCUAAUGCAAGGAUAUACAAACAAAUGGUUAAUUUCUAUCGCCAAUAAUUUUUUUUUUGUGGGGAGCUCAGCGGGUCAGUGAAGUAACAGAAGAUCAAACUGUCUGGUAUGAGAUUCUGCUCAUCCCUUUCGGUUAAACACAAAGUUGGAUUUUUUUUUUCCUCAUCCAGGAUGGUCUCAUAAAUCUGUAAUUUGGGACUCCACUGGUUUCCAUGAUUUGACCAGAAAUAAAGAUUGCGGAACUAGGUUUAUUUGAGCA